AUGUUCCCAAUAUAACCUCACUGCAGUCAGCUCAGGGGUCUGGUCAGCGGCCUCAGUCUGAGCUGUAAGGGAAGUGACAGGCACAAACUCUGCUCUCUGGAUUGUGUUUUCUUCACGUGUUUGGAUGAACACCAUGAUGAAAGGGGAAGAUUCAGCGGAAGUAGAGAUUGACUUGGAGGACUCCAGUGACUCUGAUGAAUAUGAUAAUGGGGAGGAACCAGAAACAUUGUGGAGGGCCCCUCCUGCUCUGGAAGAAGAGGAAGACAUUCACACGUCCACACUAGUGGAAAUCAGUGAUACCAAACCUCUGAUUAAUGUCAGAGACCCCCAUGGUAUCAAUGACUGUCUCAAGGUGACGUUUGAGGAUGUGAUCGCAGAGCCAGUGUCAGUGCGCAGUGGGGACAGAGUAUGGACCUGGAGCAAUGCCCUGUUUGAGGUGUCUAGGGUUUGGAUCUACAGGAUAGUCACAGUGCUUCUGGCCAUUCCCAUUUCAAUAAUCUCUGGUCUCCUCUUUGCCAUCCUCAGCUGCUUUCACAUCUGGAUGGUUGGUCCUUGUAGCCACUGUAUCCUCAUUGGCGCACGCUGGCUGCAGAGCCUGUGGAGCAUUGUGUUGGGCGUCAUUGUGCGUCCCUUCCUCACAAGUGCUGGGAGAUGCUGUGGAGGCUUCAGCAUUCACCUGGCCAAAGAAUGACACUCACACAUCCAGACUGGUACUGUUUAUUAUGUGCAAUGGUGUUCUAGUGGACUGAGCUGAAGAAGACAUUGAUAUUUGAUUUUAAAAUAUGUCUUCAUAAUAAAUUGUUUAUAAUUGCAUGUUUUUCACAUUUAAGAUGCCUUUGG
Molecule: messenger RNA, 840 nt
Organism: Etheostoma cragini (Arkansas darter)
Lineage: Eukaryota; Metazoa; Chordata; Actinopteri; Perciformes; Percidae
Gene: cav4a
Exons: 3
Coding region: 125-691 (188 amino acids)
Biological process (GO): caveola assembly
Cellular component (GO): caveola
Molecular function (GO): molecular adaptor activity
Source: RefSeq, a predicted model, not a curated record